Molecule: messenger RNA, 3286 nt
Organism: Rhipicephalus microplus (southern cattle tick)
Lineage: Eukaryota; Metazoa; Arthropoda; Arachnida; Ixodida; Ixodidae
Product: ankyrin repeat domain-containing protein 40
Molecular function (GO): protein binding
Source: RefSeq, a predicted model, not a curated record
ACCUCGCUGGUGUUUCUUUUCUUGCUUGCGUGUGGGCUCAUCUGACCGGCGCGACGGAUUCCUUGGCAGCUUGCAUUCAACGCAUGGAGAUAAACAAGGCGAAGAUUCUCGAAGAGAAACUUCGGGAAGCGGCCUGCUACGGCGAUGAAGACAGCGUGAUCGCGCUCGUCGAGCGCAAUGUGCGCGUCAACUCUCAGCACGACAUUAACGGAUGGACACCGCUGCACUGGGCUUGCAAGAGGGGUCACAUUGCUACCGUGCGGUACCUGCUAAGCCAGGGUGCUGACCCCACCAUAACGACAUUCAAGGGAGAGACGCCAGCCGCACUCACCGACAAUGAAGACAUCAGGGCCUUGCUUGGAGAGGCUGGACAGGGUGAUGCGCCCAUCUCCACGCCAUCGCUGCCAAUCACCCCUCACUUUCUGAGUCACCCCAGCAUGGAAUACAAGGUAGACCUGUCGGAACUCUCGCGGAACACCAGAAACGUCGACGCAGACCUUCCCGGAAAGCACAGCCUGCCCCACGACAAUGGCCAGUCAGAUUAUUCCAGUGGCCAUCAAGAAGAGACAGACCUGGUGCUCAAAGUGAGGAUCGCGUAUCUGGACGACCCGGACUUCAUCGAGGUGGAGCUGCCGAGGACAGAGCUGACAUUUGCCAACCUGCUGCGCACCUGCUGCGACGAGCUGGGUGCCGAUUUAAAACGGGUACGAAAGCUUCGCAAGCUACCAAACACCAUCCUACGCAAGGACAAGGAGGUGCAGAGGCUCUCCGACUACCAAGAGCUGGAGCUGGUGUUGGACAACAUCCAGCCAAAGCCGCAGCCGAGCGCGAAUUCAGCUCUGCCCACCGUCUCUGGAGGGAAUGUGAGCACCACCCUGAACCCUGUCGUUCACCUCGCCGGCCUGCUUUCGGGCGCCAACUACAACUCACCGCCGGGAUACCUGCCCAACGGCACCGGUGCGCCGACACCGGCACAGAUGGCAUUCGCCAAGUCAGCUUACUGCGUAAACGGAACCAUCCUCUACUGAACGAAUGGGUCCACCUAGUGUAAGGCUCAACAAUGACCUGCUUUUUUAAGUGCAGUGUUCCCGGUCGGUCAUUUCCAACUGUGUCGCUAUUGGCUGAAGCUCAUUGGCUGAGCCAGCAAGCAGAAUACCCGCAUUUCUAGCAACACAUUGGGUUUGCUACCAUGUCAUGCAAAACUGAAGGUUCAUCCGAAAGUGACCGACCGAGAAUAUGCCACUUGAGCUAAAGCUUUCCUUAUGCAAGUGUGUCUCAUGGUUAAGUGACGUGUGAGCAUGUUUCAAAGGGAUACUGACAGGAUAAUGUUCAGUUGUCACUUUUUUUGCAUCAAAUGAAAGGCUGAAAGAGCCUAGAAAAUGUGCUUGUAAGCAUGAGUGCAUCCUAAAGAAGUGAGCUAUACAUGGUACUUUCAAAGCUAGUUUCGGUUCCUACUGUUCCUCAACAUCACAACACAUAGCUUUAUUGGUGCCGCACAAGUACCCAUUUUGGUUGCUUUGGUGCCUGAUAUCAUCCUAGUUAGCUAAAGUUGUGUGUGAAGCCACCGGAAUUAGUACUGCAGCCUUACAGCAUGCUAGUGUCAAUGUCAGUAGCUGCGUCAUGCAAGAAUAGAUUUUAAUGUCAAAAUAAAAUGUCUUAUAAGCAUUUUCUGAGCUUGACUCUUGCUCAGAGCUGUCUGCGCACAGAAUAGUUAUGUGGCAGAGUCACUUCACCUUCGAAAAUUGGUGUCAGUAUCCCUUUCACGACGGAUUGGCAAAUGCUUGGAUGAGCAUUAACGGGGUGUUGCCGAGUGAUGGUAAUGGCACCAUCUAGUCACUGCUGACCAGCACCUGUGUGCUGGCUAAUUAUGGUGCCUAAUUGAGCUUAGGUUGAGAACACUGUUUUAUCAAGGAUAGGAAAAGGUGCGUGUGAGUUAGUAACAAUCGAGAGGUAUUCGUGCUGUGGGCUGUCACCACUUGUCUGCACUUGUGCACCAACAUGGAAUGAGUGAUGCAAUAGACGAGGAAGUUACAGAUCACUGUACUUAACCACUACUUGCCCUUGGGCUAGUCCCAACGAUUGACAGAUUGACGGCCAAGGCAUUGACCAACCACAGUUUCUGUGCGAUCAUUCCAUAGCUGUGCCACGCAAGGGUCUGUGAAUAUUCGAAAAUUCCUGAUGUCAAGUCGUAUGGUGUCCGAUUCAAUACGAUCUUCGAAUCAAAUUGACAUUAUUCAUGAAUACAAGCCUCUUAAUGUGUCAACUGCACCUUAAUAACUGCAACAUUGAUACAAGUGCACGGUAAACUUUACACUCAUGGCAAUAGCACAGGCACGAAACACAGGAGCUUAUGUAGUGUAGCGGGCUACGUCACUCGCGGAGCCGGACUUUAUCAUCUGUACUACAAUUUUGUGUUCUCGCUGAGAGAUUGUGUACAUCUGAAGAACCUCUGUAUUCGUUCGUGAUGCUCCAUUUACGAUCUUAUCGCUAAGAAUAUGAAUGCUGCAUUGCGAACAUUACAUUGUACUAAUUUUAUAAUGAUGUUCUUGUAAGUAUAAGUUUGCCCAAAUAAAAACACAUGUUCACAGGAGAAGGUAUACAGACAAGUGCGAAAUGGCUGUUCAGUAUUCGGAGAACGAUUUAAAUUCUCUUUGCUACUGUUCAAUCUCUUUGCUACUGUUCAAUUUGUAUUAAAUUCUGUUCCGAAUGUUGCCACUUGAACACGCCUGUCAUGGCUGACAGCCCCGGCACCACUUCAAUAUGAACAGCCACAAGGCUUUAUCAAAUGGAUAAUCGGUGUCACAGCGGCUUAACCCUCGGGUGUUGAUUGCAUAGGUGUGUACAAACGUCACCCAAGCUAUGGUAAGAUCAAAUGUCAAAGAGACACUUCAACGCCGUGCUGUCUUAUCGUAGGAUGAUGUUACUAUUAUACUCUGCCAAUGAGAACUAACAAUGAUGCCAAUGAAAGUAUAGGGACUCUCCUAGCUCACGAAUCUCUGGCCGCAAACGUUUUUCUAGUCUGUCGAGUACAAGCAGAGUUAUCACGUAUUAUUACAGCACAUGCGCCUUAUCUUUCGGCUUAUGUCACUGUGGACGUGCUGGAAGCUACACAUGACGAGAAUCCCGUACGUGGCCCAAGAGUUAUAUCACUAUGUGCCAUGUAUUUCAAGACAGUUAUCGUUUUACCACGAAAAUAUUUUAUUCCGGUGUCUAUCAAGAACCAGUUUGACUUCUGUUGUGUAAGUGGCAUCAAUAAAAGGGCACGUAAACAGGUUGGAUGUAAGCU